GACGCAGCGCGCACACACACCCUUAUGGCAUCAUUACGCUCCUGGUGCGCCCCGCCCAGGUAAUAGAACUGCGCGUUCCCUUAGUGUCUGUGAGUGCGCGCUCCCGUUGGACAGUGCUGCACAGCUUUCUUACACAUGGUAAAGUAAAGUGUGACUGAGCCUUACCCAAGCCAAGAUAUGGCAGGGGGCCGUCGAGGCCCAAACCGGACUUCUUACUGCCGGACCCCCUUAUGCGAACCAGGGUCAGCGGGGGGUGCGGUGCAUGGAGGCAUUCCAUCAGUCAGUGGAGUGAGAUCCCGAGCCAGGAGUAGCUCUAGCACUGGUCUCUCCAGUCCCCCAUUGGCAACCCAGACUGUGGUUCCACUGCGACACUGCAAGAUCCCUGAUUUGCCUGCUGACCGCCACCUCCUGUUUGAGUUGCAGCUGUUUUUCUGUCACCUCAUCGCCCUGUUUGUGCACUACAUCAACAUUUACAAGACGGUCUGGUGGUAUCCUCCAUCCCACCCCCCAUCACAUACCUCUCUGAACUUUCACCUGAUUGAUUUUAAUGUGUUGACUCUUACAACCAUUGUGCUUGCAAGAAGAUUGAUUGGUGCCAUUGUAAGGGAGGCUUCUCAGGGAGGGAAGUCCUCUGUGCCACAUUCACUGCUCCUGGUGGCAACAAGAUUUGCCGUCCUGACUGGAACCGGCUGGAGUUUGUGCCGAUCCAUUAUCCUCUUGUUUAGAACGCAUUCGUUCUUCAACUUGCUUUUUCUCUGCUACCCAUUUGGGAUGUACAUCCCUUUCCUGCAGCUAGGAUGGGACUUCCGCCGCCCAGGCCUCUCUCACAUGCCUAACACUCGAGAUCUUGCCUCUAUGGAUCGGGGAAGCAAAGAUUACUUACAUGUUCUGCAGCACAUUUUGAGGCACCAUAUGCCCAGUGCAGAGCCACUUCCUACACAUGCUUGCUGCCUGUCACCUGACCUUAUUCGCAGUGAGGUGCACUACUUGAAGCUGGACUUCAACUGGCGUGUACGAGAAGUGCUGCUCAGCUCCAUGCUGUCUGCAUAUUAUGUGGCAUUUGUACCGGUCUGGUUUGUAAAGAGCACACAGUAUUAUGACAAGCGUUGGUCUUGUGAACUCUUUCUUCAAGUUUCUCUCAGUACAUCAGUUAUCCUUACGCAACACCUCCUGCCUGCCCGAUACUGUGAUCUUCUGCACAAGGCAGCAGCUCAUCUUGGAUGCUGGCAGAAGGUGGACCCUGCACUCUGCUCCAAUAUGCUACAGCACUCGUGGAUGGAGGAGUGCAUGUGGCCACAGGGGGUUCUGGUUAAACAUAACAAAAAUGUCUACAAAGCAGUUGGUCACUACAAUGUAGCCAUCCCCUCGGAUGUGUCUCACUUCCGCUUUCAUUUCUUUUUCAGUAACCCAUUGCGGGUCCUGAACAUAUUGACUACAUUGGAAGGAGUUCUAAUCUUCUACCAGCUGUAUUCACUUCUUUCUUCAGAGAAGUGGCACCACACAAUCUCCCUAGCUCUUAUCCUUUUCAGUAAUUACUAUGCUUUCUUCAAGCUGCUCAGAGACCGAAUUGUGUUGGGAAAAGCAUAUUCUUACACAGCAGUCCCUGACUGUGAACGGAAGUUAAACUGAUGCCCCAGUCCUUUUUCCUUGUUCCCAUGCCAGAGCUCUGUAUUUUUGUUACAAUUUUUUUUGUCGAAUUAAAAGGAAGAGCAUAUUUUUUUACUGUGA
Molecule: messenger RNA, 1728 nt
Organism: Xenopus tropicalis (tropical clawed frog)
Lineage: Eukaryota; Metazoa; Chordata; Amphibia; Anura; Pipidae
Gene: tmem39b
Product: transmembrane protein 39B
Exons: 9
Coding region: 178-1629 (483 amino acids)
Cellular component (GO): endoplasmic reticulum membrane
Source: RefSeq, a predicted model, not a curated record